AUGUCCUACAAUCCUUAUGCCAAUAUCGUGGACGAGGAUACCACACAGACCAACAGAAUCCAUCAACCUCAACCCCAGCGUGCCUCAUAUAUGGGUACAGGACAACAACAACCACAACAAACAUAUCAACAACCGCAAGCUGGUACAUUCAACAAUGCACAACAGUUUCAACCUCAUCAACAAGCAAAUCAAUUUUUCACACCGGGAAACCCUCAAGACGCUGCAGCAUAUGGUAAUUUCUUGAACGAUCCAAGAGCUGCUAUGACUUUCCAAGUUGGACAAAAUGCCAUGUUAGCAGGUUCUCAUUUUGUUGAACAAAACUUUGGAAAAUAUGUUCAUACUGAUGACAUCAAGUACUAUUUCAAAAUCUCAAAUUCAUAUGUCUUGAAUAAAUUAAUACUGAUUCUAUUCCCAUUCAAGAAUAAAAACUGGUCAAGAAGUUAUAGAGCAUCUGAUCCAAACGCUCCACAAGAUGCCAACACUGAAUUAUUUGCAUAUCCAAUAAAUGACAAGAACGCUGUUGAUUUAUACAUCCCAUUGAUGGGCUCUGUCACAUAUAUUUUAACAUUGGCUUUACUAGCUGGUUUGAGAGGUGAAUUUCAUCCUGAGGUGUUUGGAUUCAAAACAAGUUCCACGUUGGCAUAUUUAUUAUUGGAUUUUGCAGUGUUGAAAUUAGGAUUAUAUUUACUCAACAUCAGUUCCAAGAUGUGGGACUUAAUUUGUUAUAUUGGUUAUAAGUUCGUUCCUUUAGUGUUGAUUAUUUUGGUGAAAAAUGUUUCAAGUUUUAGAUUUUUCAAUUGGAUCACUUAUCUUUACUUGUUAUUGGCUUAUGGAUUUUUUGAAUUAAGAGCUAUAAGAUUCAAUCUCUAUGGUGGUAUCCACAACUCUGCUCAAACUAUGAACAACAAAUCUUUGAAAAACUCGAAUUAUUUCCUAUUCAUAUACGCAUUUCUUUUCCAAGGUGGAUUGUUAUGGCUAAUGAGCUGA
Messenger RNA from Hansenula anomala, 987 nucleotides. RefSeq names its product protein transporter YIF1 (gene YIF1). The record is from RefSeq and is a predicted model, not a curated record. NCBI's taxonomy places the organism in Eukaryota, Fungi, Ascomycota, Saccharomycetes, Phaffomycetales, Wickerhamomycetaceae. The transcript has a single exon. Gene Ontology annotation, cellular component: endoplasmic reticulum-Golgi intermediate compartment; Golgi membrane; endoplasmic reticulum membrane. The coding region runs from base 1 to 987 and encodes 328 amino acids. Gene Ontology annotation, biological process: endoplasmic reticulum to Golgi vesicle-mediated transport.